Molecule: messenger RNA, 1122 nt
Organism: Parascedosporium putredinis
Lineage: Eukaryota; Fungi; Ascomycota; Sordariomycetes; Microascales; Microascaceae
Source: the annotation of a GenBank genome assembly
AUGAUGCCCAAAUCUGCCUCGGCGACCCAGAGUGCGUUUUCCUUCUUCAGCUCAUCCGCCUCCAAGUCUCGCCCUGGCACCUCUUCCGGCGAGUCUAUCCAGCAGCCCCCGCUGCAGCAGCUCAACGGCCUCAACAUCCAGCAAGCCGCCGUCCUCACCAAGGACCGCAAGAAUUCCUUUCCUCGAAAGACGUCCUUUUCGAACAGCGCAGCGCCGCCCGCCUUGCCAGAUUUCGCCCUCGCCGCCGCCGCCAAGCUGAGCAGGGAGACGGAAGCCAUCGCCAUGACGCCUGGGACGGGAGAUAACUUUUCGAGGAUAUUAGGGAGGACGGCGCCAACGUCGGCGGGGUUCAACACUGGCGGCCUAACGCCAGUACCGCCCCCAGGACAGCAGUGGCAAGGCGAGGGCGCGGUUAUGCACAGAAACAUGAGGGAGAUCGCGAGGAAAAGGAUGUACACCUUGGACUACCUCCGGAAAGCACACGAAGGCCAGGUAUUCUGGUUUAACACCUAUAUGUUCGACCGACCAAACCAAACCCGCAUGUCGGCGCUCCAGGCUCAACGACUCGCACGACGAGCUACAAACUAUCUCCUCCUCGGCCUCUCCCUCCCUAACGUCAUAGAUCUUAAUUCUUCCACCCCGCUCGAGUUCCUUCGUAGCUUCAACGCUCUCUUGUCCGAGUUCGACUCUUUCCAACAGCUCCAUGGGCGCCGCACCAGCGCCGCGGACUCCUCCCUAUACCCUGCUGACACGGAUGGAGGCGUUAACGCGGCCGCGACGCCCUCAAGCCUCGUCAACUUUGCCGGGUCUGAGGCCGAGCUCCUCCCCGGCGAAACGUAUACCUAUCUGCUGACACCAGCACUCCCUUUCGACCCCGACUUCCACGAGACGUUUGCAACGCUCUGCGAUGCCCUCAUUGACUGCUACAAGAGGGUCCUGAGCCUUCUACCGACGCCGAGAGAGUUCUCUACACCCGUAGCAGAACAGUUCGCCAAGGUGGAUACCAAGGUGCGGAAGCUCAUCAUCCAAGGCGCCGUCAAGGAGUUUGAAGAGAACAGCAAGAUGCACGUCAAGAUGGAACUAGCCAACAUCACGAAAGUUGUUCUAGGCGGACUAAUGUAG